AUGUGGAGGUGUGAGAGUGUUUUUAAAUUGCGAGUAAGUGCACCAAAGGCCUGGCUCAACGCUGCUGGCACACAUUCGAGGGUGGCUCUGCCGCUCCCCCGGCUCCCGGCAGCGACGGUCCCCGCAGGCAGAAGACACCCCGAAGGCCGGCGCCCGCCUCAUCAGCCCCUCGCCCUCAGCGCCCACCCGCCUGCGCCUCAAGCCGCUCCCGCGCGCCGACCUGGUCCCGCCACCGCGCCUGCGCCGGCGGUAGGGGUGCGCAGGAGCAACAGCUCACGGGCUCCCGAGGCUGAGCGGGCACCGCCUUCAAGCAUGCGCCCGUGCGCCGGCCGCUCCUGUCCUUCCCCGGGGGGCUGGUGGCCGCAGAGUGGCAGUGGUGGUGCGCAGGCACCGCGGAGCAGCUGCGGGCCGCACUCACUCCCCAGUGACACCGAUCCUCAGAAAUGCUGUGCUGCCUGUCAGCGAGCAGCGGGGACGGCGGCUGCGGCCGGUCACUUCUUUUGUUACCAAGGCGCAGGGAGGCAGGAGACACGCCCCGUCGCAGCGGGCUCGCGGGAGGGGGUGGCGGCUGUGCUGCGGGGUAGCCCCGGGGGAGGGCGGCGAGUAAACAGGUUGCUACCGCGCGUGCAGUGAGUGCAGAACGCCACGCCGCAGAUGCGC
Molecule: messenger RNA, 660 nt
Organism: Harpia harpyja (harpy eagle)
Lineage: Eukaryota; Metazoa; Chordata; Aves; Accipitriformes; Accipitridae
Product: translation initiation factor IF-2-like
Source: RefSeq, a predicted model, not a curated record